This is a messenger RNA of Sorex fumeus (smoky shrew), 1108 nucleotides long. It is a transcript of the gene DUSP18, whose product is annotated as dual specificity phosphatase 18. Bases 199 to 765 code for a protein of 188 amino acids. Gene Ontology annotation, biological process: protein dephosphorylation. The transcript is spliced from 2 exons. The record is from RefSeq and is a predicted model, not a curated record. NCBI's taxonomy places the organism in Eukaryota, Metazoa, Chordata, Mammalia, Eulipotyphla, Soricidae. Gene Ontology annotation, molecular function: MAP kinase tyrosine/serine/threonine phosphatase activity.
GGGACCGCGGCCGGCCGGCCGGCUGCCGGGGAUGGUAGCUGGCGCUCAUGGCCGGCCUCCCCGCGGUGUCCCGGAGGGCGCGGUCACUCCCUGGACGGACCGACCCUCCCGCCUGUGCGAAAGAGUUUCUUAUGGCCAUGGCCUAGCAGAAUGAUGCAGCCUUAAUGCCUCACUGGCUGCUGACGCCCUCCCUGGCCCAUGACAUCCCAUCCGAGUGCCUUCCCGGUUCAGUUCCAGCCACCCAUGCUCAGCGGACUCUCCCGGGUAACCAGCAGCUUGUAUAUCAGCAACGGCGCAGCUGCCAACAACAAGCUCAUGCUCUCGGGCAAUCAGAUCACCUCCAUCAUCAACGUGUCCUCGGAGGUGGUAAACACCCGCUACGAGGAUAUCCAGUACCUGCAGGUGCCCGUGGCUGACACCCCCGUCUCUCGUCUCUGUGACUUCUUCGACCCCAUUGCCGACCACAUCCAUGGGGUGGAGAUGAAACAGGGCCGCACCUUGCUGCACUGUGCGGCUGGCGUGAGCCGCUCGGCCACCCUCUGCCUUGCCUACCUCAUGAAAUACCACACCAUGUCCCUGCUGGAAGCCCACUCGUGGACCAAGGCCUGCCGGCCCAUCAUCCGGCCCAACAGUGGCUUUUGGGAACAGCUCAUCCACUAUGAGUUUCAACUGUUUGGCAAGAACUCUGUUCGCAUGGUCGACUCCCCUAUGGGAAUGAUCCCCGACAUCUAUGAGAAGGAGGUCCGUUUGAUGAUUCCACUGUGAGCCCUGCCACCAGGGUCCGAGGUACAGAACUGCCAUUUUGCCUCCCACUAAGAUCUUCAGCAGAAUAUUUCACUUGGGUGGAUACAGGAGAACAAAACGCAACCGAGAGAUGGUGCCCUUUCUAAAGGCAAGGGAGGAAUGCUGUAGGUUUUUAACCUAGUGUGAUCUGUGUCUUUAAGCAAGAGAGACACUUGCUCCAUGGAAGGUUGUGGAGAUAAGCUUCCUGCCAGAGGUCAUGGUUAUAGGCCCGAGUGAAGGGUGAGGCUGCUUGUUGCUGCUCAAGUCCAGUGGGUCGGCCCACCCUGGCACCCUGCUGCCCUCCCCCAGGAGUGAGCUCAGCUCC